AUGGCUUCCACCACUCUCUCAGCCAAGAUUGCCUCAUCCGCGCUGCUCGGCUCGUCCGCACAGCUCUCCAGCAAUGCGACCCUCUCGGGCGCAAAGCUCUCCGGAGCUCCCCCCGCGGGCCGCGCGCGCGUGACAUGCAUGGCGGAGGACCGCUGGGCGGGGCUUGGGCGCGACAUUUCCGACGAUCAGCAGGACAUCACGCGCGGGAAGGGCAUGGUGGACGCGGCGUUCCAGGGCGGGUGGGGACAGGGCACGCACGCCGCCGUGCUCAGCUCUUAUGACUACCAGAGCCAGGGCCAGCGCAAUCUGAGCAACGUGACCGCCGAGGGGCUGUACAUCGCGCCGGCGUUCAUGGACAAGAUGGUGGUGCACAUCUGCAAAAACUUCAUGGCGCUGCCCAACAUCCGCGUGCCGCUCAUUCUCGGCAUCUGGGGUGGCAAGGGCCAGGGCAAGUCCUUCCAGUGCGAGCUGGUGUUCGCGAAGAUGGGCAUCAACCCCAUCAUGAUCUCUGCGGGAGAGCUCGAGAGCGGCAACGCCGGAGAGCCCGCUAAGCUCAUUCGCCAGCGUUACCGCGAGGCGUCGGACCUGAUCAAGAAGGGCAAGAUGUGCGCGCUGUUCAUCAACGAUCUCGACGCGGGCGCGGGGCGCAUGGGCGGCACGACGCAGUACACGGUGAACAACCAGAUGGUCAACGCCACGCUCAUGAACAUCGCCGACAACCCCACCAACGUCCAGAUGCCUGGCAUUUACAACAAGGAGGAGAUCAACCGCGUGCCAAUCAUCGUCACCGGAAACGACUUCUCAACGCUCUACGCGCCGCUCAUCCGCGACGGACGCAUGGACAAGUUCUACUGGGCGCCCACGCGCGACGACCGCAUCGGCGUGUGCUUGGGAAUCUUUAAAGAAGACAACGUGUCGGAGGCUGACGUCGUCCAGCUCGUGGACACCUUCCCCGGCCAAUCCAUUGACUUUUUCGGGGCGCUGCGCGCGCGUGUGUACGACGAUUUGGUCCGCAACUGGGUGGGGUCGAUCGGGAUUGAGAACAUGGGCAAGAAACUGGUCAACUCGCGCUCUGGCCCUCCGGAAUUCGAGAAGCCGAGCAUGCCUCUGUCUACUCUCCUGGAGUACGGUCACCUCCUGGUUUCCGAGCAGGAGAACGUGAAGCGGGUGCAGCUUGCUGACACCUACCUUAACGAGGCGGCUCUUGGGAAUGCCAAUGCGGAUGCCAUUUCCCGGGGGACGUUCGACGGAGGCAGGACUCCCGCUCCUGCUCCCCCUGCUCCUGCUGCGCCCAGGGCCGCUGCUGCUCCGCCUGCUCGUGCCGCUGCGCCGGCAGCAGGGGGAGCGGCAGGGGGAGCGUCUGGGCUGGAGGGCAAAUCGCUGGGGGAGCUGCGGGCGCUCGCCAGGCAGAGGGGCGUGCGGGGGGAUACCAAGGCGGAGCUUAUUAAGGCCCUUUCUACUGCCCCUGCUGCUGCUGCGGCCGCUCCUGCCGCUGCUGCUGCUCCCGCUGGCAACGGUGCUGCCAAGUUGAGUGAACCCCUUCCUCACCAUCCUUGCCAUUUUCCUCCCCUCGUCCCCUCCCUGCUCACCCACAGGGCGACGCCCAUCGCAGCCUCGUCGUUGGCCAACAAGACGCUGGGCGAGCUGAGGGCGCUGACCUGUCAUAUGGAUGUGUUGUCCUUAAACCCUUUACCAGUCCUGCUCACCAUCCUUAACUUCUUCCCCUCGUCCCCUCCCUUGAUCACCCACAGGGCGACGCCCAUCGCAGCCUCAUCGUUGGCCAACAAGACGCUGGGCGAGCUGAGGGCGCUGGCCCGCCAGAGAGGCGUGCGUGGCGACACCAAGGCUGAGCUCAUCUCACUGCUCUCUAAAUAG
Closterium sp. Naga37s-1 is the source of this 1875-nucleotide messenger RNA. The record is from the annotation of a GenBank genome assembly. Lineage: Eukaryota; Viridiplantae; Streptophyta; Zygnematophyceae; Desmidiales; Closteriaceae.